Molecule: messenger RNA, 163 nt
Organism: Racocetra persica
Lineage: Eukaryota; Fungi; Glomeromycota; Glomeromycetes; Diversisporales; Gigasporaceae
Source: the annotation of a GenBank genome assembly
CGAAGAACUUGAUAGCAGCGAACCAAUAGCGGCAAAAUUUGGUGGCGAACACAAUGGCAGCAAAAUUUGGUGGAGAACACAAUGGCGGCAAAAUUUGGCGCAAAAAUUGGUGGCAAAAAACUUGAUGAAAGCGAACUUUGAAGAACUUCAAUUAAUUUUAAUA